This is a messenger RNA of Naegleria gruberi, 960 nucleotides long. RefSeq lists its product as uncharacterized. Gene Ontology annotation, biological process: lipid metabolic process. Bases 1 to 960 code for a protein of 319 amino acids. Lineage: Eukaryota; Heterolobosea; Eutetramitea; Acrasida; Naegleriidae. The transcript has a single exon. The record is from RefSeq and is a predicted model, not a curated record.
AUGCAAACAGUUGGUGUUUUGAAAUAUUUGGUAGAAAAUAGGCCGAAAGAAGAAACUCAGUAUAAUGUAGUAACUGGAAAUUCAUGUGGUUCAAUUAAUGCUCUUUCUUUCGCUCAAUUUCCAAUAGGAAAAGAGAAAGAUGCCAUUCAAUUCAUUCUGGACAAGUGGCAUUCCAUCAAAUCCUCAGAUGUAUACACAGAGUGGAAACCAUUCGGAUUAGCACAAGGUUUCCUAUACGAAUCAGGACUAUUCAACACUGCUCCUCUCUACCAAUAUCUAUAUCAAAACAUUAAUGAUUCCACACUUCUCCACACAUCCCCAAUUCCAACUUCGAAUAGAUAUUGGCGAAUUGGUGCCUCAAAUCUUAGAAAAUUCUCAUAUCGUGUCUUUACUAAUGACAAUGUCAAAACGAAAAAGGAUUUGAUUCGAGCAAUUGUUGCAUCCUCAGCUAUUCCUGGAAUAUUCCCAGCUGUUGAUAUUGAUGGAGAGUUGUACGUUGAUGGUGGAAUGAAAUACAUGACUCCAAUAAGUGAUGCCAUUGAAAAGUGUAAGAAUCUCACUAGGAAAGUUUACAAUAAUUACACUUCAUUAAAAUCCAAUGGAGACAGAUUGUCUCCCCAUGAAAAGGUUCAGGGUAGGAUUACAAUUGAUGUGAUUCUAGCUAUCAAUUCAGUUCCUUAUCCGAAAUUAUUCGAAUUCAAUACCACACCUUUCAUUCUAUUAGAAACAAUUUAUAACUCUGCAAUGGAUAUCUUGUUGAGAGAUUUGGAAAAUGCUCGAUUAAUUUACAAGGACGAUCCAAAUGUGCAAAUAAGAGCCUUCCUACCUAAACAUUGGCUUCCAGGUUACUUCAUCGGAUUUAAUGCUAAGGAAAUUAGUGAUAUGAUUGAUAAGGGUUUUUCAUCUGCUCAGCAAUAUUUCAAUUCAACCCGAACAGAAAUUCAUAUUCAUCAUAAAUAA